AUGGCCGCGCCGCGCUCCUUCCCGCUGCUGGUCGAGGGCUCCUGGGGCCCCGACCCCCCGCGGAACCUGAGCACCAAGUUGCAGAUGUACUUCCAGAGCUCCAAGAGGUCGGGCGGCGGCGAGUGCGAGGUGCGCCCGUGGCCCGGGAGCCCGGGCCGCUUCCUGGUGCUGUUCUCCCCCGAGGACGUUCGGCAGAAAGUUCUGGAGAGACAAAACCAUGAGUUGGCAUGGCCAGGAAAUGGACCAUUCAAGCUAACUCUCAAGUUACCUACAGUAGCAGAUGAAGUCUAUAAUGAGGGGCAAAUUAUAACAAAGGAAUCCAAGUCCAAAGACCGGGUCAAACAACCAGAUGUGACAGGAGAAUUGGAUACAACCCACUCUGACAAUAGAAGAUCAGAAAAUACUGAAGACACCACAAAAGAACCUCUUUCUCCUUUGGUUGUGUUUGAAAAUCUCAUGAACAAUGUGAAUGAUACAAUUUUGACGUUAUUAGUGGAAAAUGUAAGUGGCCUGUCCAGUGAUGACUUUCAUAUAGAAAUAAUACAAGAUUUUAAAGUUGCUGUGGUGACCUUUCAAAAACACUUAGACAUCAUAAAAUUUAUUGGUGAUUGUGCCCAGAAUGAUAAAGCAAAAAAACUUCAACUUUCUCCACGACUUCUGGAAACUACAAAGAUAAUCAGGGUCGAAAACUUGCCACCUGGUAUGGAUGCCAAGACUUUAAAAGAUUUAUUUGAAAAUCCUGAGAAUGGAGGUGGAAGAGUUGCCAGCAUUAAAUGUUUUCCUGAAGAGAGCUCAGCUCUGAUUGAAUUCUUUGAUAGAAAAGUUUUAGACACCAUCUUGACCAAGAAAGUUGACCUCAGUAAUGUGCAGCUCUCAGUGUUUCCAUACUACACCUCUCUGGGCACAGCCUUGUAUGGAAAGGAGAAACCUCUGGUUAAACUUCCAGCACCGUUCAGAGAAUCAUUGGACCAUCUCUUAUGGAAGUUCUUGCAGAAAAACAAUCACCUGAUUAGGGAGAUAAAUGAUGAAAUGGCACGUUUUCACUGUGAGCUAACUUGGUCCCAACUUAACGGGGAAGUUACCAUCAGACCUACAGUCACUUUGGUCAAUCAGGGAACGAAGAAAAUCAAAACCUGGCAGCAAGAUGCUUCCACAGCAUUCUCUGACCUCAGGUCUAGAUACAAGAUCACCUCAUUCAAGGUGGCCCCAAUCAUGUGGGACACCAUAAAGAACAGUGUAAAAGAUGAUUGUCUUUCAAUAGAGUUUGAUUCACUUAUGGAGCUUGUCACCUUGGUCGGGAGAUCAGAGGAUAUAGAAAACAUUGAGUCACAUGUCAAAGAAUUAAUACAAAGCACCACCGAAAAAAUUAAAAGAGCACAGCAAAAUCUGGAAGAAAAACUGACCAUUUCUCUAGGGAAGUAUUAUCUGUUACAUGAAAGUAGGACAUUGGAGCUUAUCCACACCAAUUAUCCAAAGAUAGAGACUAUUUAUGAUCAUUCCGCUCAGCACAUGUACUUCAAAGGACCCCUGGCAGAUGUUCAUAAAGUCAAGUGUGAAAUCCAGGAGAAGGUAUACAGCAUGCCUCAGAAAAACAUUCAGGUUCCCCCUGAGAUUUUUCAGUUUUUGCAACAGGUAAAUUGUAUAGAUUUUUCCAGGUCUCUUUUUAUAGCACAGAAAAUUUUUGCAUUGUAUGAGCUACAGUCUACAUCUGUUCUCUUAAUCAGCUGUUCUUCUGAAGACCUACUAGAAGCUGAAAAGCAAAUGAUGAGUACCUUAAAUUAUAAGUGCAUUGAGAUUGAAGACAGGAAAGUUUUUCAUAACAAGAAAUGGAAAGAACUCAUCAGCAGUUUGCAGGAUUACAAUUCCUCCUCCUCAAAAUGUGUAAUAAUUCAUAACCUAACUCCAGAAACCUCCGCCAAAGUCAUCAUAGCAGGCUGUGUAGGAGAAGUAAACCAAGUUCAUACCUCACUGCUCGACUUCCUGAAAACACAAACAAUAAUCACGAAAUUGUUUGAAGUCAAGCCUUCCUUAGUUUUUUAUUAUUUAAAGUCAGAAAAGAAAGUAUUUUGGCAACAGUUAAACAUGAAAAAUGUGCAGGUACAAUUUAAUUCGAAAAGUUUCCCAAAGAGUAUUUCAUUAACUGGUCCCAAGUGCCAAGUUGGGGAGGGAAUGAACCUUCUCAAGCGUGCCAGGGACUCAAUCUGUGUUAGAAGUGUCCAGAUUGACAAGCCAGGAGCCAGACAAUUCUUCCAGGAAAAAGCUUGGUUUUAUAAAAGUGAGGUGAAAAGGCUAUUUGGUUGCUUUGUUGAACUUCAGAAGAAUAAAGAAAGGGAGGAAGGUGGCAGUGACGGCCAGAAGUGCUACCUCAGGACGGACCUGUCCCCUGGGGUGUCACUGAGUGUGCAGCAAGGUGACCUAACCCGGUUUCCGGUGGAAGUGGUGGUCAAUGCGGCCAACGAGGAUCUCAAUCACCUCAAGGGCCUUGCGGCUGCUCUCUCCAAAGCCGCGGGCCCUGAGCUCCAACGUGACUGCGACCGGAUAGUGAAGAUCCAGGGCAAGAUCCUCCCCGGCUUUGCGGUGGUCUCCAAAGCUGGAAACCUCCCAUAUGACCACGUGAUCCACGCAGUCGGACCCAGAUGGGAGAAGGCUAAGGCCCAGAAGUGUGCAUACGUGUUAAAGAGAGCUGUGCAGGAAAGCCUGCGUUUGGCUGAAGAGCACAACUACCGGUCCAUCGCCAUCCCUGCUAUUCGUCCUGGAGUCCUGGGCUUUCCCUUACCACAGAGUAUGGAGGCCACUGUUUUGGCCAUCAUGGAAUACUUCCAAUUUCACUCAGAACAACACAGCUUGAAGGAAAUUUAUCUUAUAGAUGCAGCUGAGAAAACUGUUAAAGCCUUUGCUGAAACCGUGGAAACUCAGUUUAAAGUGUUCUCACACUUACUUUGCCAACCGUCCACUUUCCAGAAAAUAAAUUCCUCAAUGCCCACCUGGAAAUCGACCUCUUUUGAGGGAACAAGAAGUAAAUGGCCUCCAAGGGAACCCAAGCCUACCUUCAAACCUGUCAAUCAUUCCAGCAAACAAAAAGAAGUAUCCUUCAAUUUUGGAAAUGCUCUAUUAAAGGACACCCUGCCCGGUACUGCUUCCCAGCCUCCUGUUCGAAGUGCUGUUCAGGCAGGAUUGAGGAAAGAUCAUGGGAACAAACAAAUUCUGUGGGUCCCAGGAGGCUUGAAGGUCCUGAUGGUUAAAGGAGAUGUACAGAGUGCAAAGACUGAUGUUGUUGUCAAUUCCAUUUCCUCGGAUCUUGAACUUAAUCAAGGGCCUCUCUCUCGUGCCCUCUUGAAAAGUGCCGGGCCAGAGCUUCAGAAGGAAUUGAAUAGAGCUGGAAAAAUCAUGACUGUGAAUGUGGGCACAGUUCUUCAAACAGGUGGCUAUAAUCUGCCUUGCCUUUAUGUGCUUCAUGUGGUGGCUGCAAGUUGGACAAACGAUAAUUCACACAAGAUCAUGGAAGGUAUAAUCAGAAAAUGUUUGGAGAUCACUGAGAACCUGUCCUUGAACUCAAUCACAUUUCCAGCAAUAGGAACAGGAAAUUUGGGCUUUCCUAAAAAUGUUUUUGCUGACUUGAUCCUGUCAGAAGUCGUCAAAUUUAGCAGAAAGAAUCAAACAACAACUUUACAAGAGGUUCACUUUCUGCUGCAACCAAGUGAUCAUGAAAAUAUUCAGGCAUUUUCAGAUGUAUUUGCCCAAAGGGCUAUUGGAAAUUUUCCCAGUGACAAAAUUUUCCAGGCUGCAGAUGCACAAGGUUUCUGUGGGAUGGUCCUUAACCCUAAUAAAGGAACACAUCAAAUGAAGAUUGGUCCCAUUAUCUUCCAGGUGUCCACUGGAGAUAUCACCAAGGAAGAGGCCGAUGUGAUUGUAAAUUCAACAUCAGGCACAUUUAAUCUCAAAACAGGUGUCUCCAAAGCAAUUUUGGAAAGUGCUGGAAAAGAGGUGGAAAUGCAAUGUUCUCUUCAAGCUCGGAAGAGCAAUAGUGAUUUUAUUGUUACUGAAGGUGGAUUGUUGAGAUGUAAGAAUAUAGUUCAUGUCAUUGGUGGAAAAGAUGUCAAGAGUUCAGUUUCCUGUGUUAUGCAAGAAUGUGAAAAACGAAAUUAUUCCUCCAUUUGCCUCCCCGCUAUUGGAACAGGACAAGCCAAUCAAGAUCCAGUCAAAGUUGCUGAAUCCAUCAUUGAUGCCAUUGAAGACUUUAUCAUGAAGGGUUCUGUCCAGUCCAUGAAAAAAGUUAAAGUUGUUUUGUUUCAACCUCAAUUACUAGAAAUAUUUUAUGCCAGCAUGAAAAAAAGAGAAGGACCUCAGGUUUCUCCACAACAAUCUAUAUCUAAAAUUGCAUCACAUUUGGCCUAUGUAAAACAAUUUUUCCCAGAAAAAAAUCCCUUGUUUUUGGAAAAACAAACUGAAAUGGCCGUUUUUCAAGUGUGUGGUGACAGUAUAAAACGUGUGGAAAGUGCCCUCUCCUGGAUACAGAAUCUGAUUAUAAAGGAGCAAUAUUCUUGUAUCAGUGAAGAUGAAUGUAUCAAAGACUUUGAUGAAAAGGAGUGCUUUCAGAGGGGGGGUAAGUGAGGCCCCGCCCCACCCUAAGGAACCCAAGCCCAGAAGCCAAAAACCUCCAGAACUCAACUACCACCAUGCUCACAGCUGCUAUCCACACACUCGGGUCAAGCCUUACCCAUAAGUGAAUCCACAGAAAACCCAGGUAUGUGGGAUUUGUGACUGAAAACGCCAACUUCAAUGGAACAGGGAAUGGGUGAACUCCCCCCAUCUCCCCCUGUUUUCAACAACUUAGCAGUCACACCCACAAACCACCUCUGACUGGCGGCAGACAAUCUCAACUGCCAUGAUGCAGGGACUCAUAAAUUCUCUCAGAAGAAAGCAUAAAACAACUGGCCAUAUCCAUGCCACCGGACCCCUUGACAGACUGUUUCAUUAGGGCACCCUGGAGGAGGGCGGGUGACUCUCCCUGCCCCAAGGGAUACAGCCCCAGCUGCUAAAAUCUCAACCGCUCCAUGCCCAUGUCCAUUCUUCACAAGCUCAAGCCAAGCCUCACCCAUGAGUGAACCUAUUCCUGGACAUCUCAUACCUCACACCACUAAUAUUCCAAGAGCAACACACCACAUUUGAUGGGGCUUAAAGUAGAGGUAACCAAUUCUAUAGGGAAAUAUUUUUUACAUAUAUAUAUACAUAUAUACAUAUAUAUAUACACUCAAAAGGCUCAAUCUUUAACAACAUAUUAAUGAUCUCUUAUAGAAUGGCUCAAUGGCCCCUAUGUGAAAUACAACAAUCUUCACACACUUUCCUCAAAGGAAAUGUUUUUGAAGCACUUUCAGUGAUUUAUUCAUAAUAAACAAUACAAAAUAAAUUAUUUCAGUUCAGCUUUGGGGCAGAGAUUGGGAUUUGGAUGGAAACCUCAAAAAUACAGUGGUGGGAAGGUGUAAUGGUGGUAGGAGUGGUGUCCGAAUAUUAAAUGUAAUCAAAUAUUGUGAACUGUAUAAAAUA
This is a messenger RNA of Sorex fumeus (smoky shrew), 5544 nucleotides long. RefSeq names its product protein mono-ADP-ribosyltransferase PARP14-like. Gene Ontology annotation, biological process: negative regulation of gene expression. Gene Ontology annotation, cellular component: nucleus; cytoplasm. Lineage: Eukaryota; Metazoa; Chordata; Mammalia; Eulipotyphla; Soricidae. The transcript is spliced from 14 exons. Gene Ontology annotation, molecular function: transcription corepressor activity. Bases 1 to 4611 code for a protein of 1536 amino acids. The record is from RefSeq and is a predicted model, not a curated record.